Molecule: messenger RNA, 297 nt
Organism: Sclerotinia sclerotiorum 1980 UF-70
Lineage: Eukaryota; Fungi; Ascomycota; Leotiomycetes; Helotiales; Sclerotiniaceae
Exons: 3
Coding region: 1-297 (98 amino acids)
Source: RefSeq, a predicted model, not a curated record
AUGCCAUGUAAAGAAUAUCAGGAUGCCAAAGCCUUGGGGACAGAGGAGACGCGAAAGAUACGAGCUUUUGUUCAAUGGCCAUCAUGGAGUGCGGUGUACCGUAUUUGUUUUCAGACGCGGAUAUACUUGGGGACAGAUAUCAUAUCCUUUUAUCCUAAUGUGGAUAUCAGCUGUGCGAGGCGUAGUCCAGCCACUUUCGCCGAGUUGAAGACAAACAACAACGUUGCUGAUCAAUGGGACUGGCACAUGGAAGGCGGUGUUGGAAACUUGGGAAUAGCUUAUACAGAGCCCAGCUAA